This is a messenger RNA of Dovyalis caffra, 153 nucleotides long. The record is from the annotation of a GenBank genome assembly. NCBI's taxonomy places the organism in Eukaryota, Viridiplantae, Streptophyta, Magnoliopsida, Malpighiales, Salicaceae.
AUGAGUGUAAGCAAGUUAGUGGGGGAGGAGCAAGGAUUUUCCUCUGAUGGUCCCAAAAAGUCCCAUGUGAAGUCAGAAUGUCCUGAUCAAGCAAAGGACUGCAUUCUUUCUGAUGAUGUGAAGGCUUCCCAAAUUACAAUGAUGCACAUGUAG